CCCCUCCUAACAUGGCGUCACUAGCUCCUGUAGCAUCACUAGCCCAGCGUAGUGUGCUUGUUUCACGACGGCCCCAAACACAGAGAUACAACCUACCUACCAGGUAAACACAUCCACACACAAGCACAAAACACAAACACAUACCCAACACACACACACCCCCACAUCAUGCCGUCCCCCACCCCCUCGGCCGAGACGACGGCCAAGGCCCUGCAGGCCGCGACCCUCUUCGCCGUCUCGGCCGCGAGCGGGGCCACGCUCGCGGGCUCCAUCUUCACGGUGCCGCUCCUGCUCGACGCGCCGACGCCGCUGAUGCUGCGCCUGUGGGCGCGCAACAUGGCGCGCGCCCGCGACGCCCUCCUGCCCGCCGACCUGCUCUGCUCGCUGGGCCUCGCGGCGCUGGCCGCCCUGUCGUCGUCGUCGUCGUCGUCGCGUCCGGCGGCCGCCCGCUACUGCUACGCCGGCGCCGCCGCGCUGGCCGCCGCCAUCGUGCCCUACACGGUCCUGCUCGUCCUGCCCACCAACCGCAAGCUGCUGCGCCGCGCCGAGCUAGCCAGCGCCCUGGGGCCGGCCGCUGCCGGGGACGAGGACGAGGACGUAGUGAGGCCGGCUGAUGAGCCCGAGUCCAGCAGGUUCCUGGUCGACCACUGGGGGAUGCUUAAUCUUGGUCGCUGCGCCUUGCUGAUCUCGUCUGCGGCGCUCGGGUUUUAUGCCACUGUUUUGUGAUGCGGCCACGAUUGCGCACGGCUGGGGCAACAACGGAACAGCCAUUGGACAAGGUGUCACGCCACUUGCUUGUUGCACACCUCCUUGCUGGUUAUCUCUUGUAUUCACUGUGUUGGGCACACACUCUGCAGGGCGAAACAAGACAUCUCGUUUCAGUUUUUAUUUUCACGAGUUACGAUGCACAUGGGCUUAGGUACAUGGUCGACUUGUUGCUUAUAUACGCUCACGUGAAGCCAAAUAAGGGCACAGAAGACAACGCUUUGUAUGCCGGCUCUACCUCUCUGCCUAUGGCUCAAAUAUCAGACCUAUCAAACACCCAUUCAACAGCUCCACACCCUCUCUUCACCAUCAGUCCCUCCUUACCGCCGUCAGCUUCACGUUCAGCGGCUUCUUCUCGUACAGCAUCCAGACCCUCUGGUCGUCCCAGUCCUCGCUCUCGGGCAUGAGCUCCAUGUCAAAGUUCCACACCAGCCGGGCCAGCGCCAGCCGCGUCUCGAGGUACGUCAACCCCCUGCCGAGGCAGGCGCGCGUGCCGACGCUGAAGGGCUGGAAGACGGCCUUGUUGUCAGCCGCGAAGCGCGCUGCCGCCGCGUCUCCUUUUCCGGGGAGCCACCUCUCGGGCGCAAAGGCCCACGGCUCGGCAAAGUUGCGGCUCGAGUGGUAGGCGGCCCAGUGCGU
Molecule: messenger RNA, 1404 nt
Organism: Gaeumannomyces tritici R3-111a-1
Lineage: Eukaryota; Fungi; Ascomycota; Sordariomycetes; Magnaporthales; Magnaporthaceae
Exons: 1
Coding region: 169-726 (185 amino acids)
Source: RefSeq, a predicted model, not a curated record